AUGUCUGAUCUCCCAAGUAAUGCUUCCACCCAUAGGUUCAGGGUCAAGGCAGGCAUCAAUCGCAAGAACCCAGAACAACGUGCGGCCGCUAUACAAGCUGAAGCACUUCGUCUGGCAAAUCAGAUACAGCCACAGGCUUCUCCGGCACAGCAAGAUGCGGCCAGACGGACAGCUUCUACACAAAGAGACGCUAGAGUCAAGACUCAGAAUACAGCAAGUGUAUUCGGUUCAGGCGCUGGGGCUACGAGUUCUAAAUCGAAGAACGCUCAUGCAGUAAGCGGAACCGAGGAGUUGAUCCAAGGAGCUGAAGGUGGAGAAAGCGUUUCACUUGAGAGGGAACGCCUCGGAAAAGCCAGAGCCGUGGCCAGCAACGAAGAGAAGCCAAUAUCUGCCAAUCAGAAGAAGUCUGGAAGACAGGCCAAAACUACCGCCAAGAAAGAGGAUGCAAUCUACUUCUCUGAUGGAGACGUAGAAGGACAAGAGGGCAAACCCGUCGACAUUGAGGACAUUGACAGGAUUUCCAUUUCAUCAGACGGGGACGAAGAAGUAGAUGACGACAUCGUGCUCUCGCGCAGGAGACGGGUCAACAAGACUCCAAAGCCAACUCUGGGUUUGAGACCUGUGCGAGCCGUGAGAGAUACUCAUGUAAGAGACGACACCGAGAAUGAAGCAUACACGAAGGUCAGAAGAAAAGCGAAGGGGAUAGACCCCCAAAAAGCUGAUAAGGACCAUGGAGACACAAUGGAUGUGGACGAAGAAGACGAAAACAUCGCAGUCACAGCAGAGCAAACAACCCCUCCACUUGCAGACAAGUCGAACCUUCCAUCACAGAGUCCCACCAAGCGACGAAGAAAGUCCAGUACCAAAGGCCUUAAACCUGAAUUCGAGACCAUUGAAGAGCGUGCAGAAAGGGCAAGGUACGCAUCCGACCUACGAAGAUUGAAAAACGAACUAGCCCCGGGGACGCAUGAGCAUCAUCAGGGCGACGAAAAGUCCCAUGAAGCAGCACCUCUGAGUGAUCCGAGAGAAGGCGGCCUCUACCUCUUCCAAUUCCCACCCCUGACGCCCAUGCUCAUCAACCCCUCCCAACCACCAAAACAGCCCGAAAUCAAAUCCGAACCCACCACAACCUUCACCGAACCCAACGCUCCUGCCUCAGCCUCAGCUCCAGCCCCCGCAGAACCCCAGGUCAAGAAAGAGGACGGUGCAGAUACCAAGACACCUCUAACCACUACCAGCGCUACCGAACCCGAAAGACCUCCACUCCUCACGGCGUGCAAUCCCUCAUCCCUCCCCGCCGGUCUAGCCGGUAAACUCCACGUCCACCAAUCCGGCAAGGUGACCCUAGAAUGGGGACACGGCGGCCACACGAACGAAGCGACAAAUCUGGAGGUGAAAUGGGGCGCCGAGGUGGAUUUCCUGCAGGAUGUGGUUCUCCUCGCCUCUUCUUCCUCGCCGUCUUCUGCUGCCGGUGGUGGCGGUGGUGGUGGUGAUGGAGGUGAUCAGUCCGUGAGCGGGGGUUUCGAUGGAGGAAAAAAGGCGUGGGCGCUGAGUCAGGUGAGGAAUAAAUUCGUCGUGGUGCCGGACUGGGGCAGGAUUUAUGAAUGA
This is a messenger RNA of Endocarpon pusillum Z07020, 1608 nucleotides long. RefSeq lists its product as uncharacterized. Gene Ontology annotation, molecular function: DNA binding. The record is from RefSeq and is a predicted model, not a curated record. Gene Ontology annotation, cellular component: RNA polymerase III complex. The coding region runs from base 1 to 1608 and encodes 535 amino acids. The transcript has a single exon. Lineage: Eukaryota; Fungi; Ascomycota; Eurotiomycetes; Verrucariales; Verrucariaceae. Gene Ontology annotation, biological process: transcription by RNA polymerase III.